UUCAGUAAAUCAGAGCUCCGUUAGCUCUGUUAGCCUCCGAUUUAGGCUAACAGUCUAGCGGUCUUGAUCCAUUUAACGCGAGAGCUUCACGUUUUUGUUUUGUUUUUUUUCUUUCUUCUUUUUUUGUAAAGCCCGGAACCCUCAUUUGAGAAGCCGCGGUCAGGCCAGCCGUACCUUGAAUUUUGUUGCUCCUCUGUUGUAGACAUUACGGUACGGGUUCUGAGUGACCCAGAAACACAAAGGAAGACGCCGUUUACACCACAGCUGUGAAACUACAGUAGAAACGCCUAAAUCGAAGUCGCACCAAUCGGAUUUUCACUAGAGUCAGAGGGCUUGUGCAAGUCCCGCGUUUUCCUAACGUUAAUUCAAAUAAAAAUCCUUACUUCAAUCAGAUCAUACAAGUCGGAUAUUCGCCUACCUCGGAUGAAAAAUCUGGUUCCAUACACACACUAAAACACGUGGAGAUCGCUUGAGUGUCUGGACAGUCAGGUGAUAUCUGGAUUGGCUGCUUUGGGCAAAUCAGUUUAUUUCACCGGAGAAAAUCAUGGCAAGCGCAGGAGUCAAGCGUAAGCUACAAACUCGCACUUACGAGCAAAAAUAUGAGAUCAUAAAAUUUGUGGAAUCAAAUCCAGGGAUGAAGCAGAAAGCCAUUGCCACAAAAUUUGAUAUUAGACCCCAAACUCUGUCUGAUAUUUUGAAGAAAAAAUCCAAGAUCAUCGAGACCAUGGAAAAUAAAGAAAAAGUUGCCGCAGAAGCUGGAUCAUUCAAGAGGGUCAAAAAGGUUUCCUAUGCCGAGGUUAAUACGGCGUUGUUACUCUGGGUUAAGCAAGUUUCCGUUUUGCCAGAGACUCGAAUUGACAGUGAAACGUUGCGGCUGAAAGCAGAGUUUUUUGCCAGAGAGUUUGGGUAUGAAGAGGUCGCUAUAUCAUUGCCCUGGGUUGAGCGCUUCAAACGAAGGUGGGGUAUUGCUAAGGUGAAGAAAACGGGAGAAUCUGGUGGCAUCGACUAUGUAACAGUGCAAGAAUGGAAAAAUGGUCGACUGCAAGAAAUCUGCAGUCGGUUUAAACCACAAGACAUAUUCAACGCUGAUGAAACAGGUUUGUUCUGGCAGAUGUUACCAGAAAACACCCUUGGCUUCAUUGGCUCCAAAGGUAAACAGCCCAAGUCCUGUUUUACAGUGUUGGUUGCCGCUAACAUGGAUGGUAGUGAGAAACUUCCAUUGCUGGUUAUCGGAAAGAGCAAGAAGCCACAUGACUUUAAGGGUGUAAGACACCUUCCAGUUAAAUAUAAGGCCAACAGAAAUGCCUGGAUGAAUGGGGAAAUCUUUGAAUCCUGGGUAAAAAGUCUUGAUCAUAACAUGGGGCUUCAGAACCGCAGGAUUUGUCUUGUUGUUGACAACUGCCCGGCUCAUCCGCAGAUUGAAGGACUGAAGCACAUUGAGCUCAUUUUCUUGCCUUCCAACACUCCUAGUCUCACUCAACCAAUGGAUGGUGGUGUUAUCCGUAACCUAAAGUUCCACUACCGUCAUAUUCUGGCUAACCGCAGGCUCCAAGCUGCUGAAAGUGGUUCCCCAUUCCAGUGGAAUAUCUUGGAUGCCCUCUUUGCUGUGAAAGACUCCUGGAGCAUGGUUAAGCAGUCCACGAUUGCAAAUGUUUAUAGGAAGGUUGGCUUUGUGAUCAAAACUCAUGAGGGUGAGACUGAACAACCUGCUCCUCUUCCUAGUGAUGACAAGGUCCAUUGUCUGCAAGUGGAGGAGCAAGAUGAUUCAGAAGUUCCAUUCAGAAAUAUUUGGACACGUUUAAGUGAAAUUUUUGGGGAGGGGCUUACUACCCUUGAUGAGUACGUGGAUGUUGACAGGGGUGACGGAAAUGUUCACCAUGUGAUGACUGAUAAUGAGAUAGUGGAAGAAGUCCUAGCCAGACAUGGUGCAAGUGUAGAAAUUGGUGACGAUGAGGAGAGAGAUGAUGAUGGAGACAAGAACACAAGCCAGCAGCCAGAUGUUCCUUCGGUAAAGCUGACCUAUGACGCCAUUGACGUCAUCCGCAGGUUUGCUUUAUCGAUGGCAGAGAGUCCCGAGGUUGUGGAUGCAUUGGCUUUUGCACAGAAGAUGGAAACACUUCUUCUUAAGGAAACACCCAAUCAGCUCAAAAAGACUGAUUACUUUCAGACAUCUCACAACAACAUGAACUUUAAGGAAGACCCAGACCAGCAGGUCUGUAACCAGGAGAGGAACUCCAGUCGGAACCAGGAGCACCCAGAUACUCCACAGAUUAAAGAGGAACGGGAGGAACUCCGUAUCGGUCAGGAGGGAGAGCAGCUUGUAGUGAAACAGGAGGCUGAAGGCAUCAUCGUCUGGACCGGAGAAGAGCGUCUCAGACUGCUGGAUACCCUCUGGAAACCUGAAAUAAAGUUGGACCUCCCAGAACAACAUGACUACAAGGAGGAGGACGCUCUCUCAGACCAGCAGGUCUGUAACCAGGAGGGGAACUUUAGUUUGGACCAGGAGCCUCCACAGAUUAAAGAGGAACAGGAGUUACUCUGCACCAGUCAGGAGGGAGAGCAGCUUAUAGUGAAGCAGGAGGUUGAUACCUUUAUGGUAAUUCCUGUUUAUAAGGGAAGUGAACCAGGACCAAAUUUGGAUCAGGAGCUGCCACAGAUUAAAGAGGAACAGGAGGAACUCUGCACCAAUCAGGAGGGAGAGCAACUUGUAGUGAAGCCGGAGGUUGAUACCUUUAUGGUGACUCCUGCGUACGAGGAAAGUGAAACAGGAACAAAUUUGGACCAGGAGCCUUCGCAGAUUAAAGAGGAACAGGAGGAACUCUGCACCAGUCAGGAGAGAGAGCAGUUUCUAGUGAAGCAGGAGGUUAAAACCUUUAUAGUGACUCGUGGUUAUGAGGAAAGUGAACCAGGACCAAAUGGUGACCAGCUCCUUUCUUACAAGUCUUCUGAGCCUGAGGGCCAAGCCCAGGUAGAAAGCAAGCAUGUGGAUUCAGGAUUGACUAGAAAUGCAGAGCUGAAGAACACAUCACAUGAGACAAAUAGAAGUCACAGUAACAGAGUAGGACAACUGUCCCGACUCAGAGAGUCAGGGUAGAACUAAUACUAAUACAACUAAAAAGCCUAUAAAAUGUGACACUUGUGGAAAGACUUUUCGCUAUGACUGCCACUUGACAAAACAUCUAAGAGUUCACACAGGGGAGAAACCUUAUUCCUGUAGCACUUGUGGGAAGGGA
Archocentrus centrarchus (flier cichlid) is the source of this 3233-nucleotide messenger RNA. RefSeq names its product tigger transposable element-derived protein 4-like. Gene Ontology annotation, cellular component: nucleus. Gene Ontology annotation, molecular function: DNA binding. Bases 545 to 3094 code for a protein of 849 amino acids. Lineage: Eukaryota; Metazoa; Chordata; Actinopteri; Cichliformes; Cichlidae. The record is from RefSeq and is a predicted model, not a curated record. The transcript is spliced from 5 exons.